UCUCCCACCACGUGUCCUCGCGUUCCCUCCCGAGGGGCCGCGCGCUCGGGCAGCCGGAGAGACGGCAGGGAUGGCGCUGUGACAGCCGGGCCGGAGCCCUCGGCGUCUGCCCGCGCCCCGGCCCGCGCCCCGGCCGCCGGCCCUGCGACAUGGAGUCCACAGCCUGCCCUCUCAAUUUGACCCUGAAAGUAGAGGAAGAGGAAGAAGAGAUUCGGGAACUGGAGGAUGGCCCAACAGACAUGCAGAAGGUCCGGAUCUCAGAAGGCGGAUGGGUGCCGGCCCUAUUUGAUGAGGUGGCCAUAUAUUUCUCCGAUGAGGAGUGGGAAGUUUUGACCGAGCAACAAAAGGCUCUGUACCGGGAAGUCAUGAGGAUGAAUUAUGAAACUGUCCUGUCCCUGGAAUUCCCGUUCCCAAAGCCGGACAUGAUCUCUCGGCUGGAAGGGGAGGAGGAGCCUCAGAAUUCCGACGGAUGGCAGCUCCCAGGAGGAACCUUCGCAGAAAAUGAAGAUCCUGACGUGAAGCCCCCAGACUGGGUGGGCCCGAUGCAGGCUGCCUCCCCGUGUGCCCAGCCGCAGCCCCUGGACGGCUUUGGCCUCCGCCUGCCACGGGACAUCGCCGAGCUGCCCGAGUGGAGCGAGGGCUACCCCUUCUACAUGGCCAUGGGCUUCCCGGGCUACGAGCUCGCGGCGGACGACCUGGCGGCGAAGUUCCAGUUCAGCCGGGGCAUACGCCGCAGUUACGACGCGGGGUUCAAGCUGAUGGUGGUGGAGUACGCCGAGAGCACCAACAACUGCCAGGCGGCCAAGCAGUUUGGGGUGCUGGAAAAGAACGUGCGGGACUGGCGCAAGGUGAAGCCGCAGCUGCAGAACGCGCACGCCAUGCGGCGGGCGUUCCGGGGCCCGAAGAACGGGCGCUUCGCGCUGGUGGACCAGCGGGUGGCGGAGUACGUCCGGUACAUGCAGGCCAAGGGGGACCCGAUCACCAGGGAGGCCAUGCAGCUGAAAGCUCUGGAGAUCGCCCAGGAGAUGAAUAUUCCGGAGAAGGGGUUCAAGGCCAGCCUGGGUUGGUGUCGACGAAUGAUGCGAAGGUAUGACCUGUCCCUGAGGCAUAAGGUGCCGGUGCCCCAGCAACUGCCUGAAGACCUGACGGAGAAACUCGUCACCUACCAGCGCAGCGUCCUGGCUCUGCGCAGGGCACAUGACUACCAGGUGGCUCAGAUGGGAAAUGCAGAUGAGACGCCCAUUUGUUUAGAGGUGCCGUCGAGGGUGACUGUUGACAACCAGGGUGAAAAGCCCGUCUUGGUGAAGACGCCUGGCAGGGAGAAACUGAAGAUCACAGCCAUGCUCGGCGUCUUGGCCGAUGGCAGGAAAUUGCCCCCGUAUAUCAUUUUAAGGGGCACAUACAUCCCCCCCGGGAAGUUCCCCAGCGGGAUGGAAAUCCGCUGUCACCGCUACGGUUGGAUGACCGAGGAUUUGAUGCAGGACUGGCUGGAAGUGGUGUGGAGACGCAGGACGGGCGCGGCGCCCAAGCAGCGAGGGAUGCUGAUCCUGAACAGCUUCCGGGGCCACGCCACCGACUCCGUGAAGAGCUCCAUGGAGAACAUGAACACUGACAUGGUCAUCAUCCCCGGGGGCCUGACCUCGCAGCUGCAGGUGUUGGAUGUGGUGGUCUACAAGCCGCUGAACGACAGCGUGCGGGCCCAGUACUCCAACUGGCUUCUGGCGGGGAACCUGGCGCUGAGCCCCACCGGCAAUGCCAAGAAGCCGCCCCUCGGCCUCUUCCUGGAGUGGGUCAUGGUCGCCUGGAAUAGCAUCCCGAGUGAAUCCAUCAUCCAGGGGUUCAAGAAGUGCCACAUCUCCAGCAACUUGGAAGACGAAGAUGACGUCCUGUGGGAAAUCGAGAGCGAGUUGCCAGGAGGCGGGGAACCGCCCAAGGACUGUGACGCAGAGAGCAACUGAAGGGACAGCCCAGCACAUGGAACUGUGUUUGAAACAGUUGGUCAGGAAAAUCCUUACGAUUCCUCGCAGUGUGGACGCACAGGUCGCAGCAGGAAAGGCCGUGGGGCGGGAACAGCCAGGUCCGACAGCCGUCCGUGCAUCCCAUCCCGGGACACAGCCCACCCCACCCACCCCACAGCCAGGUGUCUGAAAAGUCUGGGAUCCUUCAUUUCAUCAGAGACGUGACUGGGAAAGAAACUGCUUCUGCCCCAUUCCUCACGGAGAUGACUCCACGUGUCCAUCAGAAGAAACCUGUAAAUAUGAUGAACAAACGAAGGUGUCUCCUGAAGAAGAGACCGUUUGUUCAGCUCCAACAAGAGACUCAUCAUACGCGCCCCAGUCCACCGGUGUCCUUUUCUGGGGAGAAAACCUCAAGCAAAUCAUCAUUUUCUUCUGCCCUUAACAAUGCUUCCAAGAGUAGAGCCUGUCCUCAGCAGGUCAAGACUGUGGAGAAGGCUUCGUAGAAACGUGUCAUUGAUGUACACCUGCUACUUAACACAUUUCCUCUUUUAGAAGAAUGACAUACUAAGGGUAAUUCAGACGUACUGGCCUGGUGCCAGCAGAUGGCUUUUCUAUGACGAACUAGUUUCGUGGGGAAGGUACAGGUUAAAAAACUGUGCUGUCUUAUUUAUCUUCCCAGUCUGGUUGGCAGCUAGACCUUUUCCGGGUCUCAUUUAACGGCCCUAGUUGUCCUUAUUAUAUUUAAUGGUAGGGCAGCAUUUAGUAUACAUGUUCUUCAGUUUCUCAGGCUGCCUGCAGAAGUCAGCACACGUCAUCUGCUGUCUCCAUGGUACAAGGUUCACUGACUCACCUGACAUUGGUAAUUUCUUUAAUACUUUCUUCAUGAGGGUCGUGCGAGGGCCUUUAGCUACAGCUGUUUCGAGAAUUCUACUCCUUCCACCCUGCAGGAAUGGGGGGGAGGUCUUUGAGUUUUUCCACGCUUAGUCAUUUGCAUUCCCACAUAAGUCGAGUGUUAUGAAAACAUUCCUUCAGAGCUAUCUGUGCUACAGAAAAUAUGCCAGAACCUUACCGACAAAGCCAUUGCUGGAAAUGUCAUUCCAAUGUCAAAUCUGGUAACAGGCUACUACCACUUUCCCGUCCUACAGACUCAGCUUAUUUGUGUAUGAUACUGUUCUUGGCAUCUUGAAACACCUAUUUCUACUCAGGUACUCAUUUUCCUAGUAGUGAUGCACUUUUCUCAUUUUUUUAAAACCAGUUGUCCUCCAAGAGGGGAAAUCUCACUUCAUUUCUGGUAUCUGAAUAACUUUCAAUAAUUGAAUUGUUUCCCCACUUGCAAACUGUACUGUAUUCUUUGUCAUCUCAAAUGGCAUCUAAACCCAGCUACUUUGCAUUCCAGAAGUUUCCAUUCCCUCCACUUCCACUUAAUUUAUCCUCCAUUUUCCUGGUUCCCGGCACUUUCCUCUUGAUGUCGUUUUACUUGCUUUUGGGGAGCUUAAAGGAUUUUUCCAAACCCUAAUUUUGGGUUCCUGCCUUGGAGCCAUAUUUAUCUCGCAGAGAAGAGUAGAAAAUGGGUUCAACUCCUGAUUCAUUCCACCAACACGUCCUCGAGUCUCAUCCGCUGAUAGAAGAUGCCUUAGAGCUUCCACAGCACUGGAACCUUCCGAGAGUGAUGGCUCUACUGUCAGGGUUCUCCUGGGCGCGCGCUUCCACUGACUUAGCUACGACCUACGUCCGACAGAGCCCCAGUGCAACCAGUCUGCAGAAGGGCUAGUCCCCUAGAGUUACUAUAGCACACACUGACACAUAGCUGUCCCCCCACUAGGUAGGAACUGACCCCAACAAUAAACUUUGGUAAUAAAGA
Rhinolophus ferrumequinum (greater horseshoe bat) is the source of this 3819-nucleotide messenger RNA. RefSeq names its product pogo transposable element derived with KRAB domain (gene POGK). The transcript has 6 exons. The record is from RefSeq and is a predicted model, not a curated record. Gene Ontology annotation, biological process: regulation of DNA-templated transcription. Gene Ontology annotation, cellular component: nucleus. Lineage: Eukaryota; Metazoa; Chordata; Mammalia; Chiroptera; Rhinolophidae. Gene Ontology annotation, molecular function: DNA binding. The coding region runs from base 150 to 1958 and encodes 602 amino acids.